GUUCUGGAGCAACAGCUAAAGAAAGUGAAUGAAUUAAUCAGGGAAGAUGAGCGGGUGUCAUCUAAUCCGGUGAUGAAGCUGACAUUUGGGAAACCAGAGCUUUUCCUGAGCUCUUUGCCCCAGAACUCCCUUAUCCAUAAUUCAUCCAUCUGGAGCUGCAGGAGGAAGGUCUCGUUGUUGAGUCUGGCCCACACUGUGGAGCAAAACAAUGGCCGGGACACUUUACCAAUGCUCUGGAGGUUCCUUCAAAGGGAAGCAGAGUUACGACUAGUGAGGUUCCUUCCUGACAUCUUGGUUCUCCAGAGGGAUUUGAUAAAGAAGUUCCAGAACAUGACAGACCUAACCUUCAAAACCAUAGAAGAGUUUCUGGAUAGCCAUAAAGAAGCUUCAUUAGCUUGGUAUAAAAAGUGCAUAAACAUCUUCUUGUCAACAUGGAACCAACUCCGGGUAUCUCUGGCUACCACAGAGAUAAAGCUGCCGGCUGAAUACACUCAGGAGGAUCUGGGUUUGGACGCUGACCUGCAGGUGCUGCUGCCGCAGAGACGUGGUCUGGGCCUGUGCUCCACUGCCCUCGUCAGCUACCUCAUCGCCCUUCACAAUGACCUUGUGUACACUGUGGAAAAACACACCGGAGAGGAGUCUGGUUACACGGUAAGCCCAGCGGACCUGACGGAGCUGCAUGUGAUCCGUUAUGAGUAUGAGCGGGACCUGCUGCCUCUGAUACUGUCCAACUGCCAGUACAGCAUGGAGCGCGGACAAGAAACACUGAUGGAGUGCGACCUGCCCAAGAUUCAGCAGCAGAUCCUCACCCGCUUUCUACAGGGCAAACCGCUCAUAACCCUUAAUGGUAUUCCGACAGUGGUGAACAGACAGGACAGAAAUUAUGAGAUCAUAUUUAAGGAUGUGAAGGGCAAAGUUCCACAAGAGUCAUUGCAGGCUCUCACACAACACAACCUCGUGAAGGAGCUGCAGUCCUACAGUGACGUGUGUGAAGCGCUGUCCACAGUCGAGCUGGCUCUGGGGUUCCUCGCUAUGACCGGAGGAGAGCCACACAUGCAGCUGGCCACUUAUUUGGAGGAGGUGCUACAGAUGACUGACAACAUUGCCCCACACGUCCUCAAGGCAUUCAGCCGGUGCAGUCUUAAACACUGUGUGGCGCUGUGGCAGCUGCUCAGCUCUCUGAAAUCAGAGACCCUGCUGCGUCUGAAGGGGCACCCUUUUAAGGACAUCAGUGAGGAGUACAAGCACCCUCUGCAGGAGGAACACAAGAGCCAGCUCACUAGUUUUAUAACUAAGUCCAGCGCUGCUGCCUUCCUGAUGGAGAUUCAUGAAUUUCUGCUUUUAGUUCUGAAGAACCCAAAAGACACGCACACUUUCAGGCCUGACUGGGGUCUGAAAGAAACGGUUGUUCCCUACAUGGAUGGUAAAGGUCUGGACGUUCCUCCUGAGGUGGACGAGUUCUUCCCUGAAGACAUUCUGCUCUCGCAGUGCAUCGACGCGUGGAAGUUCUCUGCUCUUCUCAGACGAGAGAGAAAUCAAAUUAAUCAUGGAUAAAGUACUUCCGUGUUCUGACCCAAACACUCAUAUUAGACAAAGCUUAGUUUUGAUUUACAAAUGAUAUAUACAUGCUUACAUCACUCGCUCAGUACAGACCUUUUAAAUCCUUGGCUUUUUUGGCAUAUUGAAGACUUCACUUUCUCCACUUAUAUGCAGCACUGUAUACUGUAAUAUUAUAGUCAUAAUCUGUCAAAGUAUCUCUCUAGGAUAGUUAGCAAGUGUAGUACAACUUGUUACAAUAUAUAAAAAGUUUUUUUUUAAAAAUGUGUUUCCUUGAUACUCGAAGUACAUAUAAACUCAUCUAAGUCCCGACUCGAGGACCGUUAACAAUCACAUCCCACUUUCUCCCUGUCUGUCUGUCCUAAUGGAAUAAAGGCAAUACAUAAAUAAUCUUACAAAAAGGGAAUAAAAACAUUUUAAUCCCAGACCUCAGCACGCUUAUGUUCAUCUUAAAUAAUGUUUUUGAUUAGUAAAAAUGUCAUUGCUUUGCUUGGUGUAGAUUAAAGGGUGUCCAAUACAAAUCAUUUUCAGUUUUUUUUUCUUUC
Sinocyclocheilus grahami is the source of this 2102-nucleotide messenger RNA. Its product is annotated as E3 ubiquitin-protein ligase rnf213-alpha-like. NCBI's taxonomy places the organism in Eukaryota, Metazoa, Chordata, Actinopteri, Cypriniformes, Cyprinidae. The annotation marks the transcript as partial. Gene Ontology annotation, biological process: sprouting angiogenesis; negative regulation of non-canonical Wnt signaling pathway; ubiquitin-dependent protein catabolic process. Gene Ontology annotation, molecular function: ATP hydrolysis activity; ubiquitin-protein transferase activity. Gene Ontology annotation, cellular component: nucleolus; cytosol; membrane. The transcript is spliced from 10 exons. The record is from RefSeq and is a predicted model, not a curated record.